Aspergillus chevalieri is the source of this 918-nucleotide messenger RNA. Its product is annotated as NAD-dependent epimerase/dehydratase family protein. The record is from RefSeq and is a predicted model, not a curated record. Lineage: Eukaryota; Fungi; Ascomycota; Eurotiomycetes; Eurotiales; Aspergillaceae. The transcript has a single exon. The coding region runs from base 1 to 918 and encodes 305 amino acids.
AUGGGUAAACGGAUCAUUAUUACAGGCGGCUCUGGCAAGGCCGGCCAACAAGUCAUUUCUUACCUUCUCCAGCAAGGCCAUGAUAUUCUCAACCUCGACCUGACUCCGCUUCCCGCUGAAUUAGGAGACCACGUCCAUACAAUACGGACCGAUCUUGUCGACACUGGACAAGUUUACGGUGCUUUUACCUCGCAUUUUCGACUCACAGAGCCCUUCUACGAACCAAUCAACCUCAAACCCGACGCAAUCAUCCACCUGGCCGGAUACUCUCGCAACAUGAUUGCACCUGACAAUGAAACCUUUCGGGGGAAUAUGAUGUCCACAUACAACGUCAUCGAAGCGGCCUCGCGCCUAGGAAUCAAGAAAAUCAUCACCGCAAGCUCAGUGUCAGUCUAUGGGAUAAGCUUCGCCGAAGGUGAUGUUAAUUUUCCAUAUUUUCCUGUCGACGAGGAAGUCGAUCCCGAUCCAAUGGACACGUAUGCUAUUUCGAAGCUCUGUGGUGAGCGAGUAGCGCGUGGCUUUGCACGGCGAUUUGGGAUAGACAUUUACAUUCUGCGGAUUGGGAGGGUUGUGUCGCCAAAUGAGUACACAAGCGACAUGUUUGGCUCUUAUGUUAAGGAUCCUGCGCAAUGGAAGGUCCAUGGAUGGUCCUAUAUCGAUGCGCGGGAUCUUGGGCAGAUAUGUGAUCUGGGUGUACAGAAGGAUGGGCUUGGGUUCCAGGUUUUUAAUGCCGUCAAUGACGAGAUUACGAACUAUACAAGUUCUGUCACUGAGUUUCUGAGCGUUGUUUGUCUAGAAACACCCAUUGUUCGCAAGAUGGAGCCGCGAGAGGCACCUGUGUGCAAUAGUAAAAUCAAGGAGCUGCUAGGAUUUAGUCAAGACCAUCCUUGGCAGGUGUAUUAUGAUGCAGGCCAUUGA